AAGAAUCCAGUUUCAAGAGAUUUUGGUUCCACCUCAGCGCUACAGUACUUAGUAGAUCUCUGAGCCAACAAGUUGCGUAAAUAGCCGACCAGGAUGGAUUCGAGAGGUUUGUCGCAGGGUUAGCCACAGAAAGUAUGGUGUCAUUGUCCACUGGGAUAUUUCAAGCUUCUAAUUGGGACAAGUGAUAGUUGACGUAUCUAAUCGAAUCCAUUCCAUUCAGAUUCAGGGUUCAAGGCUAGUAAGGCGGGGCCCCCAACCUUAUUGCCUCAGGCCCCAACAGGAGGCUGCCCUUGCCCUUGCCCUACACCCUAGUUGCCGUCCCGUGCCGCCCUUGAAGGCCUACCCCUCUCCAGCCAAUGAUGUUCCGCCAUCGAAUUCUUGGCUUGAAGGGAGUAUCUGAACCAUGGUCACUGACUAAAAGGUUCAUUGUCAACGAUUUGCAUUCCACGAUCACCGACAUACCUCCAUCUUAUAUCUAACCUAGUACUAUAUCACUGUUCUUAUGUGCAUUAGUGUUACUCAAAGCGAUAUUCACAAUGGCUAUGAAUCGUAUUCCCGGUCAGAAUAUUUAUAUUGGAGGCAUUUUCUCGCUUAAGAACAAGGCAGCAUUGGAAAGAGCAAACAUUACCCACGUACUUUCGGUAUUACGCCUGCAACCACAGGAGGAGACAUUUGCAGGCUUCCAACAUCACCGCAUCGAUGUGGACGAUGUCGAGGAUGAGAAUCUCCUAGAACAUUUUCCGUCCGCCAUUAAGUUCAUCCAGUCUGGAUUGGAUGCUGGUGGGGGCGUCCUGGUCCAUUGUGCGAUGGGAAAAUCCCGUUCAGCCACCAUAUGUAUCGCUUAUCUACUCCACCAACAGCCAAGCGCACUGUCACCGCAGUCCGCUCUUGCCAUUAUUAAGGAAAGUCGGCCACUUUGUGAGCCAAACGACGGGUUCAUGAAACAGCUGUCGAUCUACCACCAAAUGGGCUGUCCAGACGAUGUGAUCAGUCAUCCGUUAUAUAACCGUUGGCUUUACCACCGCGAAGUUGAGGAAAGUGUAGCAUGUGGACGCGCGCCGGAGAUGAGUUCCGUGUUAUUUGAAGACGAACAAUCCCACAAACCCCAAGACAAUACGGAUCGAACGACGGAAAUUAAAUGUCGGAAAUGCAGGCGAAACUUGGCGACCACGCCAUUCAUCAUACCACAUGGCCCGCAAAACGGUGCAAAAGGACCGACCGACUGCGCCCACAUUUUCUUGCAUCCCUUAACGUGGAUGCGCCCGUGCCUAUUCCCUGACGGUGAAGAGGAUGGAGCACCAUCGGGGGAUGCGCCCCUGUCUGGUCGCUUGACUUGCCCGAACACUUCGUGUGGUUUUAAUAUCGGGAAGUUCGCAUGGCAGGGUAUGCAAUGUAGCUGCGGCGACUGGGUAGUUCCCGCAAUUGGCCUUGCGAAGGCUCGAAUCGAUAUGUCCCAACGUGUCAAUGUGGGAAGGUUACCUCCAGCUGCCCUAGGCAUCCGACUGCCGCCUAGUAUGAGGCCUAAUCCUGCGGAUGAUUCCACAAAUGGACGGGGUAAUCUCUAAGUUUAUGACGGUGACUGCGCCUCAGGCGAGACUGACACGGUGGGAACUUCGCGGAUAAAUGCCACUGCCGAUUGAACACACAUAAUUCUAUCUCUGACAUCCAGCGGUUGAAUGACCGACGAACCUCAUAUCACGUGAUACGGACGCUCUCAUUUACAGAUCGCCGUGAAGACUGGAUGCUGUGCGCCUUCGUCUACUUGGCCGAAAUUAAACUAUUUCCCGAAGUGGUGUAGGGGAAAGGGCACUGCGAUGACGCCUUUGGGUUAAAUAAAGUUGGGCCUUGCGUGUACGCGUUGGUCUUCACAGAUCCACCGCACCAACGGGGAGGUAACUGAUAACCAAGAGCAUACAUGAACAGGCGUUUAGCUACCAUAAGACUUGGGUCUAGGCACGCAGAGUUCAGUCUUGGUGAGACCCAUCUCUUCUUCUAAAGGACCCUGAUGUCGAUCAUCCCGCAAUGGAGUUGAUCUACCAAGCUAGCAGGGACGAAAUUACUUUCCGUUACG
Aspergillus pseudotamarii is the source of this 2071-nucleotide messenger RNA. RefSeq names its product dual specificity phosphatase YVH1 (gene dspC). The transcript has 4 exons. Gene Ontology annotation, molecular function: protein tyrosine/serine/threonine phosphatase activity. Bases 537 to 1565 code for a protein of 342 amino acids. NCBI's taxonomy places the organism in Eukaryota, Fungi, Ascomycota, Eurotiomycetes, Eurotiales, Aspergillaceae. The record is from RefSeq and is a predicted model, not a curated record. Gene Ontology annotation, cellular component: nucleus. Gene Ontology annotation, biological process: protein dephosphorylation.